AUGACACGGGACAGAGCUCUGUCCUUCCAGGACUGUCCAAAGCAGCAUCACUGGUGGCAGAAGCUAGUACUCUCACAGAAUUUGCUCCAGCCACACAUCGCCUCCCCUAGCACUUCUAGGAGUCUGUCUGGCCCUCACCCAAGAUGGUCCUCAAAGACCAGCUAUCCAGCCUCUCAUUUUACACUGGGGAAACUGAGUCCCCCAUCAGCAGUGGCAUCUCCUGUCUGCCUUUCUGUGUGCUUGGCCUCAGAAGAGACUAGCUGCACCCAGAGGAUAAGGAGUGGGGAAGGGAGCAGGGAGGACCAGGACCGGGGUCAAUGCCAUCAGUGUGCUGCUGUUGACUCUGGGUCCCUAGCCAGUGAUGCACGCACGUGGUCACUUGGGCACCCCUGUGGCUGGCGACAGCAGGCCGGUCCAAACAAACGCUCCUCCCCAAGAGCCGCUGCAGAGGCUCCUGAGGAUGAGAGGCCUGGACAAGGAGGACGAACCAAGAGGGUACCAGGGAAUUCCCACAGAAAGGGGCUGACUCCCGUGGGGCGGAGUGCAGCAAUCCGUACCCGGGGCACCACCGGCUCUCCUCACCACCCUGCAGCCCUGGCUGGGCCAACCAAGCAUGAAGAGAGGGACAAGACUGUUCCUCUUACUGCUCCAAGUAUCUCCUUUCUCCAGCUGACCCCCAGUCCCAUCACCCAUGACUCCAACGGGAAGCAGAGGCCUGUCCGCCACUUCCUUCCAGAUGUCCACUCCAAAUGCCUUGGUUCUCCAGGUGGGGCGCUGGUGGCUUUUGUGGGGUUCACAGGUGGUCUUGGCUCUGUUCUCUGUAGUAAGACUCCUCAGCCUGAGACUCGGGACAACUUACAGACUCCGUCACAGGGCUCAGGUCCCCGCACAGUUCCUGGGGCUGCCACAAAUUGUGGUUCCUGCCUUCGGAGAAACGUAGUCAGCGAGAGAGAACGCAGGAGGCGGAUCUCCUUGAGCUGUGAGCGCCUGCGGGGUUUGCUUCCUCACUUUGAUGGCCGGCGGGAGGACAUGGCAUCCGUCCUGGAGAUGGCUGUGCACUUUCUCCAGCUUGCCCACAGUAUGGCUCCUGGCUGGGAGCAGCUCUCUGUUGCUCAGCCUUCCCAGGAGAUGUGGCAAAUGUGGCAGGGGGAUGUUCUGCAGGUAACCCUGGCGGAUCAGAUGGAAGACAGCAAGCCGGAGCCCGGGAUUGCGAAAGCAUCUGCUGCGGCUCGGGCGCAGGACCCCCCGUGCUGUGGGAUGCUGGGAAUGGACCAGAGCCCUGACAGGGAGAGAAUGUCAGAACUGCUGGAGAGAUCAUCCUCCCCCAAUGGUAAACCCCAGAGCACAUUGUCAUUCAAUGCCCCAGAGCCUUCCAGCUUGAGUACUGGGCUCUCACCCUGGCUUCCUCACUCAUGGCAAUUAGCCAGCCCCCAGACAAGUGACAUCAUUUCUGGUGGGCUGCACCCUGUGGGAUCCCUGGCCAGGAACACUGAAUCUCCAGGCAUACUGGCUGAGGAGGCCAACUUGGUCCUGACAUCUGUGCCUGAUGCCAGGUACGCCACAGGAGCAGGGUCUGACGUGAUGGAUGGAACACCCUUUCUGCUCACCACCAAUCCUGAUUGGUGGUUGGGGUCGAUGGAGGGCAGAGGAGGCCCAACCCUGAGCAUGAGCAGCCCUAUGGACAGGGCAGAGGCAAGCUUUGUGGGGGAUUCUGAGCCCAGCUCCCAGGAGCUCCAUGCUGGCCCUCUAGAGCUGUGGGGCUUGGAUUUUGGCAGCCCUGGCCCGGCCCUGAAGGAGGAAGCAGACAGCAUCUUCCCUGACUUUUUCCCCUGCUAG
Molecule: messenger RNA, 1836 nt
Organism: Arvicola amphibius (Eurasian water vole)
Lineage: Eukaryota; Metazoa; Chordata; Mammalia; Rodentia; Cricetidae
Gene: Sohlh1
Product: spermatogenesis and oogenesis specific basic helix-loop-helix 1
Exons: 11
Coding region: 1-1836 (611 amino acids)
Biological process (GO): regulation of DNA-templated transcription; spermatogenesis
Cellular component (GO): nucleus
Molecular function (GO): RNA polymerase II cis-regulatory region sequence-specific DNA binding; protein dimerization activity; DNA-binding transcription factor activity, RNA polymerase II-specific
Source: RefSeq, a predicted model, not a curated record